This is a messenger RNA of Micromonas pusilla CCMP1545, 465 nucleotides long. RefSeq lists its product as uncharacterized. Gene Ontology annotation, biological process: translation. Gene Ontology annotation, cellular component: ribosome. Gene Ontology annotation, molecular function: structural constituent of ribosome. The record is from RefSeq and is a predicted model, not a curated record. The transcript has a single exon. Bases 1 to 465 code for a protein of 154 amino acids. Lineage: Eukaryota; Viridiplantae; Chlorophyta; Mamiellophyceae; Mamiellales; Mamiellaceae.
AUGAACCAGUGCAGGGAGGGCGACAUCGUCAAGCUCACGCACUCGCGCCCGCUGUCGAAGAUGAAGAAGUGGGUCGUGGCUGAGAUUCUGAAACCGGAGCGCGACUACGCGCACGACAACACGGGGAAGACGAGGCGGAUGAUCAUCGAUCGCGACGAGGCGCGCAGGCUGCGCGCGGGCGUGGAGGGGAGCGCGCUCGCGAGGGAGCACGCGCGGAUGCAGGCGCUCGAGGAGGAGAAGAAGAGGGAGGAGGAGGAGGCGACGGGGUUUGACGUGGACGCCGCGGCGAGGGCGAGAUGGGAGAGGUUGAACAGGGAGGGCGGCGCGGGGGAGGGGGAGGACGACGACGACGACGACGACGACGGGCCGGGGUUAGGGGACGGGCCGCAGGUCAUCGGCGUGCCGUCGAGGCCGAGCUACGCGGCGUUCAGAGGGUUCGCCGCGGGGGCUGCGGGUUGGCACUGA